GUACCGUAUCGGGCCGUCAUGAAAGUUGGGAAUUCGAUAGUGGAGCAAGAGAUCUCUCUCCGGAGCCUCAUACCCUUCAAAAGCUAGUGGAAGCUGCCGCAGGAGGAACCGGAAAUAUGCUGGAUUUGGCGAAUAAGUCUCGAGAAUUUCAUCUGCGUUGGGGUCUACGAGCUUUGGAACGAAUUGUUCGAGCUGCCACGACACUACGACGCAAUAAACUGGGGGCGUCUACUACACGGUCGCAGUCUAUUACUCGUACGCGUAACUACCUACGAAUAAAUUAAUAAAAAUUUAAUUUCUUUGUUAACGCAUCUUCCGGUCGCUUCCAUGUAUUCAACGGAACACGUUCAAUUAAUUUUUUUCAACAAAUUAUCGAUAAUUUUACAAGAAUCGAUCGGCUUAGUCGUUUCUAUGGUAAGAGCCAGUAACGAUCAGGUAAGCGUACGCUUUAACGUGUAGUCGUCCGAACGAGAUGAAUUUUAUUUUACAACACGCGAGAGCUCUUUAGACCUUUGACUAUUAUUUAGUCCCUAUUGUCAACUUGGAUAGUCAAGGUUAUAGACGUAGACAUGGAUAUAAAAUAGGCCAGCAUUGACGAGUAACGCAAGUAUACAAGGAUAUGUAUUUGGCAAUCGGUGUAAGAGAGACGAGAAUAUCUCUGAGUUUUCGAUGCGAUGCGUCCCAAGAUCGGCUACUCUCGGCAUCGCUCGGACUCUUUCGGCCACCGCUACGUGAAAUGCGUAAAGGGUGUGGGAGAAUCGGUGGCUCAGUCCGUCACCGAGCGAGCGUUUUGUCUGAUGUACUAGUGAUUGGUCACCGUCACGAGUCACACGAGUUGUGUCACGACUCACGCGUCAUCGCUCCGAAUAACCGAUAUCUCGUGCGCACACCACUAAUAAUCUAUUACAUGUACAAUUUUUUCACGCGAGCCAUAGUCGUGUUGUCCGAUUUCAAAGGACAAAACGUCGAGGUCGCUAUACUUGGACGGCACUGAUCGAGUGUUUGUACUUUGCUUCCUGGCCAAUUUUCCUUAGAGGUCCAAGUGUUACCAGUAACGAUCGGUAAUCGGAUAGGGCAAACGAUAAUGCGUGGACACCGUAUCUCAACCUCUUUAUAAACUGUUUUAUGAAUGUCGCGUCGUCUUUAGAUAUGUCGACGGUAGGCUCGGUAACGCAUACAAGAUUGUUGUAUGCUUUUUCGGUUCUUGUUCGUUUGUUUACAUUUUAAAAAUAAAACAACAUUCCUACACCUAGAUCGAUUCGCUACUACUACGUUACUAAUAUUACCGAUACGGAACGAGGUAAAGUUUCAAGGUCGCUCAAAGUACGAAUACCGAUAAAUUUCCUCGAUUGAUUUUCGUACACGUUACGAAUUGGAAAGUAUCGCGACACGCAAACACAUCGAAUAACGAGUAACGAUACAUCGACCGAACGUUUCCUGGCUCCGGUUAACGACGUAUCAACCGAUAGUAACGCACAGGCACUCGUUGAGAAUCCCCUAUCGAAAUAGAUUUCUAGGACUCGAUCUUUGGUAGCAUGAAAAUUCAACGAUUAUUAAACGACGACGACGACGACGACGACGACGACGACGACGACGACGAUUCGACGCGCGAUGCUUAAGAUUGACAGAGGUUGGUCCGCAUUUACGUAAAAUGCUGGAAAGACGAUCAAUCGCGCGACGAGAAUCAAUGUAAAAGCAAUUAAAGCGAUGCUAGCAACGUGAAUUGCGCGGCAACGUACACAACCUAACGUUAUUUCUCGUGCAUUUCUUCCAUCUCGGAGUUGUUCCAUCUUUGUCGAGUCGUUGACGGUACGAUAAUCUGAAGCUAAUCGUAAGACCAUCCGUCUCAUAUCUACCGACCAGGAAGCGCUCGAGUCUAUGCGACUCGUUUCGAUGUUUCGACGCAAAAGUAGAAAACGAGCUGUAACGUUAAAAGAGGACGGGGAAUCAACGAUGCGAACAACGAGCUACUAGCCGCGAGAUGAAAUAAUUAUCGACUUUAUCGCGAAAUCUUUGUUCCACGCGUUGGCAUAAUUAUCACAAAAAUAACAACGAAACGGUGGAAUCGGUUUUGAAACAUUCGGAAAAUUCUUCCAUGACGGUUUUUAUCGUAUCGACCCCGCGUAAAGACUAAUUGCAGCAGGUGGUAAGGACCUCGUUAAGUCUGCUCCGGAAACCUCUAGCCCUUUCUCGCGUUCAUAAUUACCGGUCGAGUAAUUCAUUUAUUUAACCGCAUAUGCGUAUGUGCUUGAUCCGUCCGUUUGCGACGACGCCAACGCCGACGCGACGUUCUCUCCGAAUCUUGAUCUCGUCGGGAAUUGAUAUACAUGAUAGUAUACUCUGGCUAGAGCAACUAACCACCACCUUUCUAGAUCGACAAGUUUGUGCCAACUGUGACCUCGUACGAAUGCAAUUACGAUCCUACGGAGAGAAAGAAUUAAGGAAAAGCACGAGAGGCAACGUGGCGGGCUUCACGGUAGCCGCAAACAAUGGCUCCGCGGAUCGGUUACACCGCCAGAGAGUGCAGCAGCAACAGCAACAGCAACAUCGGUACUGUCAACGAGCGAACAAAUUCUCAGUGCAAACGAAUAGAGUCUCUAACUUUGGCAAAGAGAUUUUGGAGACGGCGCGUCGAAACGACCCGAUUUACGUACACUGUGCCACAACCGAGAACGAGGAUGCCGAGAAAGAGGAGAAAGAAGAAUCGAAAGGAUUAACUAGGUCCCGAUCGUGGCUCUGCUGCCCGGCUGAUCGCGGCUCCGAUACAACUGUUCCUAUACAAGUUGAAAUUAAUCACAGAGACAAGCAUCGUGAAUCUCUUCACGCGGCCGCGCUCUCGUCCCUGCGAUCCGAGGUAGCUGAGCUAAACUCGAGACUGAUAACGGCGACCAGGGCAAGGGAAGCUGUCGAAGCGGCUUUGGUUCGAGCCGAGGUCCAAGCAGCGAGAGCCGAACAGAGAGCAGACCAACAAGCAGCGAGACACGAGGAAAGGCUUACAGAGUUGCACUCUGUGAUCGCCGAGCUCGGCAGGCAGCUCGAAAGGCAUCGAGCUACCGUUAUCGCCGAGGAGGAUGAGUCCGAAAUAGAGACGAGCAGAGAUGCGGAGGGCUCGAUCACGAAUCCGGUCGAAGAGAGCGAAGCUGGUGGCGAUAUCCAUGGUGACGGAGAUCGUACCUUAGCGGACGUCGAUUCCAGCUGCUGCGAAGAUAUCGAGCCGCGUGCUAUCGAGAAUGAGAGAGAACAGUUGGAUAGUCCGGCGGCGUUGCCGACCCCAGAGCCAACGCAUCAGGCAGCCUCGUGCCAAAGCGUGGCGGUGGCUACGUUACAGGAAGAGAUCACAGCUCUUCGAGCAGAAAUUGCGAGCCUACAAACGCAACUCGCUAGUUGUAAAAAUCAGGCUAGCAGUCAGAAGCAGCACCAGCUUGACAGCGAAUCGCCUCGCAGAGAACCAAGAACAAGGGGCAACACCAGCUCGCCAGAACCUUUGAGUGCACCUUGUUCGCCGCUCUUACCACCUCUACAGACACCGCCGACAAAGAGCGUAACGAGGGAGGAAGCUCCGGUUCUGAAAAUGGCCGAGAGGGUGAGACUCAGAAGAACGGACGAGAGGCAUAUCACAGGACCCGAUAUUACCAACUUGGGGGUAUGCUCCACGAUGGUAGCAGAGCACUUGGUGUCCGAUUUGCUCGAGCACUCGAACCUUCAAGAACUGAACGGGUCCGAGAGACAAUUCGAAGUUGAAACGGAGAGACUGAACAGCAGACUAGAGCACGCGCGAGCAAACAACGCUGUUCUUGCGCUCACUUUGCACGAGAGCAAAGCGCAAUGCGAUAGAUUGAGCCUACUGGUAGGAAAGUACGAGUCAAAUGCUACCGCGUUACGCCUAGCUCUUUCCUACAGCGAUCGCGCGAUAGAAGCUUACGACGUUCUCGUAGCCUUGUUGGAAAGCGAGAUCGGUUUGUCAACGGAAAGAACCAGUACUACGAUCGAUAACCGAAGGGCAGCCGAGCACGUAGCCUAUCAUGUUUUGAAUAAAUUGGAAAACGACUGUACCAACACUCUAAAUGCACCGUGGGAGGAUAGCAUAGUCUUGUCGGAUGAAUCUGAAGUAACGUGGAGCGUCGAAGAUGAACAAAGGCUCAGAAGGCACAUCAGUAGACUAAAAGGAGAACGUGCUAUGGUCAGAUCGACCGCAGUGGAAUUGGAAAGUAUUCACUCGGAACCUUUGAACUCUAAGAACACCAUUUCUCUAGCAGAAGCUCGAAAAUUAGACUUGGAAACCGCCGUGUUAAUGCAGGAAUUGAUGGCUAUGCGAGAAGACAAAGCAGAGUUACGAGCACGCGUUUUCCUCUUGGAGAAGGAACGGGCUACCAUAGAAUUAAAAUUAAACGCACGCGACACGCAAAUUGCAGCCCAACAUGCUGCCAUUGAACAUCUCCAAGGCCAACUAAACGAUACGGAGGCCAUGCUAGCAAUGGCAUCGAAUAAAGAUCGAGGUUUGAGCGACAACGAAAGCGAAGGCAUAGAAUCCGAAUUGAUAGAGGCGCUAGGUCGAGAAGCUAGGCUAAAGGAACGAUUACAGGAACUAGUUUCGACGUUGGAUAAAGUUAACAAGAACUCCGAGCUAAGACAUCAACAGUCGGCUGAACUUGUCAAUGACCUGAAAAGAGCCAAUGGAUCUCUGGUACAGACUUUAGAGAAAUCCAAGAAAAAAUAUCAAUCCAGGCUGAAGAAGUUGGAACAACAAAUGUUAGGAAUGGUAGAAAGACAUGCCGCGCAGGCGAAAAUGCUGAAGCAACGCAUAGCAUUACUGGAGGAGGAAUCGGCAGGAUACAAAACCAGUCUACCGCUUCAGUCGCAAAGUUCUGGAGCCAGUGAAACGUCGUUAUGACAAUUGAGUGAUUAAUGAAAAUCAUUGGUCAUCGUCUCGACGCGGGAAUAUUUUUUAUUAUCUUUCCUGUCGUUGCAGUCUAAUCGAAACGAAGAUAAAAAUUUACGUAUUUUUCUACAGGAAUAGUUAUUCGAAAAUAAUGCUUGAUUAUUCGCUUUUUGUAAUUCUAUAAAAAAGAUUGCGCGUGUAGUGGCUAUCCUAACGAAUUUCAAUCACCAAGUUAGGCUUUGCGAAUCUGUUACCGAGAUACAUCGAUGCGUGCAAACUAUUUAACAAAGUCCUCCAGGUGUACCGUGACGUAUAAAUGAUUGUUACUUAAUAAUAUAUGUCGUUUAUAGACCGUGAUAUUCAUCUUGUACAUAUGUAUAUUUCAAGCAUUAAAGAGAAGCGUGAUACAUGUAAACUAUGAUGAAAUAAAUUGUGCUUUAUUAAA
Messenger RNA from Hylaeus volcanicus, 5324 nucleotides. RefSeq names its product colorectal mutant cancer protein. Bases 2237 to 4891 code for a protein of 884 amino acids. The record is from RefSeq and is a predicted model, not a curated record. The transcript is spliced from 14 exons. Gene Ontology annotation, molecular function: calcium ion binding. Lineage: Eukaryota; Metazoa; Arthropoda; Insecta; Hymenoptera; Colletidae.